Girardinichthys multiradiatus is the source of this 2357-nucleotide messenger RNA. Its product is annotated as solute carrier family 25 member 45. The transcript has 7 exons. Gene Ontology annotation, cellular component: mitochondrion. The record is from RefSeq and is a predicted model, not a curated record. NCBI's taxonomy places the organism in Eukaryota, Metazoa, Chordata, Actinopteri, Cyprinodontiformes, Goodeidae. Gene Ontology annotation, biological process: transmembrane transport. The coding region runs from base 237 to 1094 and encodes 285 amino acids. Gene Ontology annotation, molecular function: transmembrane transporter activity.
UGGUGCUGAUUUUACAGCCUGUUCAGACAUUGAGCCAAAGAUCACCCACAAGCCCUAACACUGUGAGAAUGUAGACAGGCUUUACUUUAAGGAGAUCUGUUAAGAAGUUCUAACAAUGAGGUGACACUUUCACAUGCUGGUCUUGGUGGAGUUUGCACAUAAGUAACUGUACUUACAUUGCUGUGUAUAGCCUCUGCAAGGGCACAAAAAAGGAUCUCUUUGCAGACUGUGAAGUCAUGCCCUUUUUGGAAUUCGUAGCUGGAAGCAUUUCAGGUGCAGUGGGAAUUGCAGUUGGACAUCCGUUGGACACAGUGAAGGUGCGCCUGCAAGCAAAGUGUGUGUAUAAAGGGAUAUUUGACUGUGUGACUAGAACAUACUUGAACGAAGGACUCCAUGGGUUCUUCAAGGGCAUGUCCUUUCCAGUUCUGACCACUGGCCUUGCCAACUCCAUCGUCUUUGGGUCUUACAGUAAUGCUUUAGAUUACCUCUCUCAGUCUGAUUGCAAUCUUCCCAGUCACUGCAAACAAGCGUCUUCAAUACAAGUCUUUGCUGCAGGCUGCUUCUCAGGCAUUGUGCAGGUGCUGGUUUGUGCCCCAAUUGAUCUGGUGAAGGUGCGCCUGCAGGGUCAAACAACUGGCGAGCGGUACCGUGGGCCCAUACACUGUGUGGCCAUCAUACUACGGGAGGAGGGUCUCAGGGGUCUGUACAGAGGAGGGGUGGCUCUGGCCCUGAGGGACGUGCCCUGCUAUGGACUCUAUUUCCUCCCUUAUGAGGUCACUCGUAAGGCCCUUACUGAGACUGGAAAGGCGCCAGGUACCUUUGCCAUACUGAUGGCAGGGGGCGUGGCAGGUGUGGUGACCUGGGCAUGUGCCACGCCCAUGGACGUUGUAAAAGCUCGGCUCCAAAUGUCUGGAGCUGGUGGUCGGCAGUACAGUGGGGUUUUGCACUGCAUAGGAGUGAGCUUGAAGGAGGAAGGAGGAAGGGUCUUCUUCAAAGGCCUCCUACUGAACAGUGUCAGGGCUUUCCCUGUCAACGCCAUCACCUUCCUAACCUACGAGAGUCUGCUGAAGAUCCUCUGUCCACCAGGGAAAUAGUGGCACCUCAGUAAAGAAAGACGUUGUUUCACAAAAAGAAGCAAGGAAGUUAACUACAUUUAAAAUUCUGAAGGUUACAUUGCAAACAUUGCCAAAUAAUAGAAAAAGGGAUUCAAAUACCUUCUUUUAACUAAUGUCGGUUAACUAAACCUGAUCACAGAUUAGGAAUAGAAUAACCAAAGUUUGUCCUUAUCUGAAUUAUUGUAUGACCUGAUUGAAGAUAUGCGAAGCUAAGCCGCUUAAUACCUCAAACCCACAGCAACAAAACAGAAGAGCCACGUUUGUAUUAUUUUACAUAAUGAGAUCUUCUGCUAAGCCAGGCUGCUUGUUUGAUAGUUUAGAAUCUGUGCCAAUAGCUUCGCAAAUUAGAGGCUCCAUGUAAUGCCACACAUAUACACCACUGCCAUGAAUUUAUUGUAGUGAAACUUAAAUGUGACUUAAUGUUAUGCUACACUAGGCAAACACUCUGUCUGCGUUGUUGAAGAUAAACUCACCUCAGCAUGUAGAAUGCUUGAAGUAGCUGACAUGACAAGCUCAGACUGUGUACAGAGCAUUGAAUGUACAUUCCUAGAUGGUCAGGUAUAAAAAAAAAACAAGAGUGCUGUCACAGCAAAAGUAGCAAAACAAUAAAAACAAUUACACCCUUCAUCCCAAUAUACAUGCACUUUACAAAAUAGGGGCGCAUCAUAACAGAUACGCCUACUUUGGAGAUGUGACGAGACUUGAUGUUUAACAAAAUGCAUUUAAUUUCUCAACAUUUAGACCCACGUAAAAUAUAUUUCCGAUACACCAGCAUAGAUGGUAACAUAAAAAAUGUGACAGAGGCUUUACAAUGAUUUUUUUUUACCAGAUUUUUUUGUUAGCUACAAAUGUUAAUCUUUUCAGAUUUUUCUAACCACACAUCCACCUCAAAUAUACUAGUUCUCUAUUCUCAUUGCAGGUUUGGAUCACCUGUUAGACCAAUCCUAAUCCCAGAACAUUUGACUCUUUGAAAUAUCCUACCUAUUUGCUUAUGUUAAAUCCAGGUAGUGUUCUCUUUUGGCCUUACUGUUUUUUUAAAAGCUUUAUUACAAGCUAUGGAACUGCAAUGUCUGAAUUAAUUGUUUUGACUUUAAAAAGCUGAUGAUAUUUGUAUUGAAACAGGUCAGUGAUAUAAAACCUUUUGUUUCUACUUCACCACACAUCUUUCACAUCCACUUUUUUCUGUCUGUAUUAACUCAAUAAGCUAACAAAAAAAUUUUAUUAAAAUGGUUACUUUUAUAA